AUGCAUGCGCGGCGGUUAGGCCGGGGGAGGGCCUGCGGCGGCGCGAGGCGGCGAUCAAUAGCGGAGCUGACGUCAGCGGUGCGCCGCGCGCCAUUGGCCCGGCCGGCAUUAUUAAGUGAACCACCGGACAGGGUGUCGCGUAGGGCGUCGCGCCGCGGCCACAGCACCGCAGCACGCGGCGGGCCCGCGAACCGCUCGCGGCCGCCGCCGCACGCCAUGGCCGACAUGCCGGACCUGUCGCACCUUACGCCCGAGGAGCGCGCCAUCAUCGAGGGUGUGAUGAUGCGCCAGCGGCAGGAGGAGCAGCGCGAACACGAGAUCAUGAGACGGAAACAAGAUGAAGUUGCUGUCUUGGAGCAGACAAUACGCACGAGGAACGAGAUGCAAAGGGCGGCGGGUGUGGAGUUGGCAGCUACAUGCCACAUCUGCCUGAAGACCAAGUUUGCGGACGGCGUUGGCCAUUCCUGCCACUACUGUCGUGUUAGAUGCUGCGCCCGAUGCGGUGGAAAAGUGACGCUACGUUCUAACAAGGUUAUUUGGGUGUGCAUAUUGUGUCGUAAAAAACAAGAACUACUAUCGAAAACCGGACAAUGGAUACACAAGAGUGCUGGCCAAGAUUCGAUGCUAUGGCAGAUGGAGUCGGACAUGCGGAACCUGGCGCCGCCCGGGGACCCCUCACUGGACAAGCGGCCAAAGCUAGAGCGAGCUCACAGCGCGGCCGAAAAGGAGAACCACCCGCUACUGAGGUCAGGCAGUGCAUUACGCCGCCAGUACAGCCAGCAAGAGGCGCACUGUUACGGGGAACUGGAAGGGUUAGCCCGUACGCAUCCUCACCUCGUGCAUCCAAGGCAAAAGGCCGCGUACGGCGUCGAGGACACCAUCGCACCCCCGCCGGUGGCUCCCGCACAGCUGAUGCCGCAUCCACACUCGCAUCCACCGCUACCUCCCCGCUCCUCGUCCUCGGACGACGAGGCCCCCGAGUGCGGCUCCGACGAGAACGACGAGUACCGUGACCGCGGUAAUAGAGAUAGGAGCAGCUCCGCGAGCUCCAGGAACCAGCGACAAGCGAUAUUAGACGAGAAAAUGAAAAAGUUCUUAUCGGAAGGGUUUGGUUGUGGACGCAGUGCAGAUCAAUCUAUACACCUACGUGAACAAUCUAUCGAAACGGUUCCGGGCGCGUAUUGGCGCUCAACUCGCUUGACGGCCGCGGAUGACGAGGCUUGUUAUGUUUCCGUUGCAAUUGAUGCGAUGUCGUUCAUAGGGCAAGUUGAGGCGUGCGCGUCAUUGCGGCACCCGCAGCUGCGCGGCGCGAGCGUGGCCGCCAACAAUUAUUAUAAUUUGACUAAUCAUUCGUCGGCCGCCUACGCGCCGGAGGCCCGCGUUCUGUUCGAUACGAGGGGCGGCCCGGGCGGCGGGCGCAGCUUCGACUCGGUCACCAACUGUCGCUGGCGCAACCGCGACGACGACAACUCCUACCUGCGGCCGUACGCGCCGGACGAGGGCCCGCGCCCCGACCGCGCCGUAUAUAAGAGCGCCUAUCUGUGGGAGGACUCCUCCGAUAACAGACGCUUCACCGAGAGGAGAAAAAAGACCGUUCGCUUUGACGGCCACGAGGGCGCGGCGACGUUCCCGCGCGGCGGUCGCGACUCCUCCGGCGCGCCGCACGACUGGCCCUGCCUGCGCUGGGAGUCCGAGCGACAGACCAGCCAGGACUCCGCCACCAAAGACUCGGGCAUUGAUACCUCUAGCACUUUCACAUCAAGCGAGGACUCGAAUAGAGGCGAUUGCCCAAAGUUCCCGCUGAGUUGGCAAGUGUCUGUGGACGGUACACGAAUGAUCGGUCAUAUGGUCUUACGUAAGAGCAUCGUGGAGGGAAACUCACAGUCCUCCGGCGCCAUACUUGGCUUGAAGGUGACUGGUGGCAUAAUGCUGGCAGAUGGUACACGAGGUGCGAUAGUUGAGAAGAUCAAGAAAGGGUCCAUAGCUGAUAUUGAAGGACAACUCCGAGUCGGAGAUGAAGUUCUACAAUGGAAUGGAGUGCCCCUCCAAGGCCGAAGCGCGGACGAGGUGGCACUUGUUGUGGCGAAUAGCAAACACGACUCUCAUGUGGAACUGGUAGUUUCGCGCCCACUCGUUGCGGGGCGAACCCCACCACAAGCUUGGAGGACUCACAAAGAGGUGUACACGGAGGUAAUGGGCGGCUGUGAGAAGCCGAGCGUGCUGGUGACGUCACCAGGCUCCCCGGAUCUGCACGCACGACGCCGAUCUGGUCGCCACAACCAAAACGCUAAUGUCGCCGGACGUAUACAGUUGAAGGUGUAUUUCGACAUAACCGCGCUGCAACUGCUGGUGACGGUGGUGUCCGCCAGUGGUUUGUCACCGCGUGCCGACGGCUCCCCUCGGUGUCCUUAUGCCAAGAUAUUCCUGCUCCCGGACAAAAGCGAGAAGAGCAAACGCCGGACGAAAACACUCGCGAACACGCUCGAGCCCCGCUGGAACCAGACCUUCGUGUAUUGCGGCAUCAGAGUAACGGACAUCAAAAAGAGAUCUUUGGAGGUCACCGUGUGGGAUCUCAAUCGUUACGGACCCAACGAUUUCCUGGGAGAAGUUCUCUUAGACCUGGACAGUGUUCUCAUGAACCACGAACCUAGUUGGUAUUUCCUGAAAUCGCACGAGGAAACAGCUUUCAUCCGAUACCGCGAGGAGGAUAUCGAAGGGGAGCACUUGUCCCCACCAUCGACUUCCACUUCGCGACUAUCCGACUCAGACACGCCAAGCGAGUGUGACCUCCGGCGCCACCACUCUCUCUCCAGCCUCGCGUCUAGCUCUAGCCCGCCACCACCACUUGAGAUGGAUGGUACGCGUAGCAGCCGACGAGACAUGUCACCAGCCGGACGAAUGAGGACUACUGGCAUGGCUAAGGAUGGAGGCUACAGUGUGGCGCGCUCGCAGUCGGCGGCCGGCGCGCGCAGUAAGUCGCCGCGCCGCUCGCUCUCGCCGCCCAGCGACCGCGACGCCUCCUGGCGCUACACAGUGUCGGAAGACCGCGGUGGAGAUGCAUCUCGGUUGCCAACUCACGCGUACGCCCCGCGUUUCCAAUCGCGAUCCGCCACCGCCACGCCCACCACCAGCCCAAAGAAACGACAAUUGCCACAGAUACCACAUCAGCAAAGCAACCAGAAGGCGGUGCGCGCGCAGGUGUCUGCGGACCUUGAGGAACGUAAGUGGAUCGCCCCGCAUCACAUUGGCGCCACACUCACCUACCGAAGCACUCCGCAAGGAUGGGAGAGGCAUUAUACGGGUCUAUCGGACUCUGAGCUCGCGGCUCGCGGCGGGGGUGGAUGGGCCCCCAGACGGCGCCUGUCACCAGACGCCGCCGCCGGAGACUCGGACCUGGAGUCUGUGGCCUCGGUCACUUCCAGCGCCUUUAGCACGCAGUCCGAGCGCCCACGGCCCACCCGCAUGAUGAGCCGGAAACGGGCCCUCCCGCUCCGUAGCACUUCGACUUACGAAUGCGCCGAUGUGCCUCGUAGUCAUUACAGCAAUCAAAACUUUGACCGUGUAGUGCCGUACACUUGCAUGACUGUUGCUGCUGCCGACCAUUUGAAUCAGGAUUUCAGUAAGAUGGCUAACUCUAUGUCUGUUGCUCUUUCCACUCCGAAAUUCGACUCACCCCGCCGCGCGCACACACCUGCCGCCUCGCACUUGUCGAACGACGACAUUCACCACAACGUCCAUGAUGCGUCGACGGGUCCGUCUGUCGUGGACAAAACUGACGCCAUCCCACGAACUCGACCGCGGCACAAUGGAAAUGACAAUGAAAACGCGAACGAAAAUCGACGGGCGAAUGAUCAACCAUGUGAAAUACCAAACACGAAAAACAAUAGCAACGAUUACGGAGGGCGCGAGAACGAACGUAAUCACAACCAACAACAACCCUUGGAACGUCAAGAAUCACGUCGGGGACAGUUCACCAGGAGCCUUAGUAACACUGAUGCACCUGAUGAAAAAGCAGAUGGUAGUCUUAGCGACACCGCAAUAGGAGGGGAUAAAGAGACAGAACCUGCCAGCGACGAAGCGUUAUUAAAAGCCGAACCCAGGGAUUACUUCGGACCUGGUAUGGGAAAGAAGAGUAAUUCCACAUCACAAUUAUCUGCUACAGGACGAAAGCGAAGGUUAGGUUUUGGUAAACGGGGGAAAAAUUCGUUUACUGUGCAACGGAGCGAAGAGGUGGUUCCCGGUGAUUUAAGAAGUGGGGUGUCUCGGGCCUCUUCUGCAUCCAGCGAAAACGAUGAUGACAGAUGGUCUCCCGGGAUGCGCGGUUCGGGCUCAGACGGAGGCGGUUUGUCAGAUUUCAUCGAUGGACUAGGACCUGGUCAACUUGUUGGGAGGCAACUUCUAGGAGCCCCAACCCUCGGCGAUGUGCAACUCUCCAUGUGCUAUCAAAAAGGCUUUUUAGAGGUCGAGGUGAUUCGCGCCCGGGGUCUACAGGCGCGGCAAGGGAGCCGCACACUGCCAGCGCCUUACGUUAAAGUUUACCUCGUCAGUGGGAAACGGUGCAUUGCGAAGGCCAAAACUAGCACGGCGCGGCGCACGCUCGAUCCGCUUUACCAGCAAACUCUUACUUUCAGAGAAAACUUUAAGGGGUGCAUUCUUCAAGUUACAGUGUGGGGGGAUUAUGGUCGAAUUGAGGGAAAAAAGGUGUUUAUGGGGGUGGCGCAGAUUAUGUUAGAUGACCUCAAUCUUUCCAACAUUGUCAUUGGCUGGUACAAGCUGUUUGGAACCACUUCUUUG
Molecule: messenger RNA, 4794 nt
Organism: Iphiclides podalirius (scarce swallowtail)
Lineage: Eukaryota; Metazoa; Arthropoda; Insecta; Lepidoptera; Papilionidae
Source: the annotation of a GenBank genome assembly